GACAGAACACCGGAUAUCCAGUCUUGUUCACGUGACGCGUACGUCAGAAUUCAAAUAAUAUCUGUAAGUAUACGAGUACUGUGUCAUAAACAUGGAUAAACCUGUCGGAAUAGUAAAUAACCAGGAAGAUAAAUGGGGAUGGGUUGUAGCCACUGCGUGUUUCGGCAUCAAUUUUAUCAUUUUGGGAUUGCAAAGAUCAGCAGCUAUUGUUUACGUUGCUUUACUGGCAGAAUUUGGGAUAACUAGGGAACAAGCAGCAUGGCCUAUCACUUUAUGCUCAUCAAUAAUGUUUCUAGUUGGUCCUCUUGCAGGAUUUUUGGCCCAAUUUUUAAUUAUAAGAACUAUUGUCUUCAGUGGAUGCUUAAUAGCAUCUAUAGGUGUUAUUUUAUGUUUUUUUGGCCACAGUUUGGUAUUCAUUAUCCUGUUUUUCGGAGCCGUACAAGGUCAGAACGUCAGCUGA
Messenger RNA from Centruroides sculpturatus (bark scorpion), 460 nucleotides. RefSeq names its product monocarboxylate transporter 5-like. Gene Ontology annotation, molecular function: monocarboxylic acid transmembrane transporter activity. The record is from RefSeq and is a predicted model, not a curated record. The coding region runs from base 92 to 460 and encodes 122 amino acids. Lineage: Eukaryota; Metazoa; Arthropoda; Arachnida; Scorpiones; Buthidae. The transcript has 3 exons.